UUCACAGAACUACUACAAAAAAUCUUUUGCAGUUUGCUAAUCAACAUCCUUCGGCUGUUCAGGAUGGCCAACAGUUUGGGCCUAUUGCGAAAUUCGCUCCACUCAGGAAAAUAUGUCCCAGUGAAGGUAUCGUCGCAGUGUAAACACACGGCCGCCAGUGCAACACAGCUGGAGAAAAUCCGCGAACGACUGGAAAGUGGACCCAACUUUCAAGACUUUGUACAACACCCGGACUACAACAAAGAUGACUGGUCGGCGUACGAGGGGAAGCUUCGGCGUGAAAAGGGUGAAAAUGAGCGGCUCCGCUUGCCGCCGUGGCUAAAGACGAAGAUUCCGAUGGGCAAAAAUUUCACACGUAUCAAGGAGCAACUCCGGGAGCUGAAGUUAGCGACCGUGUGCGAAGAGGCAAAGUGCCCCAACAUUGGUGAAUGCUGGGGAGGCGGAGAGCAUGGCACGCAAACUGCUACGAUUAUGUUGAUGGGCGACACCUGUACACGAGGCUGUCGUUUCUGCAGUGUGAAAACCGCUCGCAUACCACCACCAUUGGACCCAGCCGAACCAGUCAAUACGGCGACCGCGAUUGCAUCUUGGGGACUGGAUUACAUUGUGCUCACAUCGGUUGAUCGUGACGAUCUGCCGGACGGUGGCUCAAAGCACAUUGCUGCGACAAUUUCGGAGAUUAAGGCAAGAAACCCUCGAAUAUUCGUAGAAUGCCUUGCACCCGACUUCCGCGGGGACGUGGAGUGCAUCCAGGCGGUGGCCAUGUCUGGAUUGGAUGUGUACGCGCACAACAUCGAAACAGUCGAGGCUCUAACACCCUUCGUGCGUGAUCGGCGGGCUCGCUACCGGCAGAGUUUGGACUGUUUGGCGACGGUGAAAAAAAUCAAUCCGAAUCUCAUGACCAAGUCCUCCAUCAUGCUCGGACUGGGCGAGACUGACGAACAAGUUGAACAGACGCUAAAGGAUCUUCGCUCCGUUGGCGUCGACUGUCUUACGCUCGGCCAGUACAUGCAACCGACCAAGAGGCACCUGAAGGUGAUCGAGUACGUGACACCGGAAAAGUUCAAACACUGGGAAGAGCGUGGCAAUGAGCUCGGGUUCCUCUACACGGCUAGCGGACCGCUUGUACGUAGUUCGUACAAGGCGGGUGAAUUUUUCAUCACCAGCAUUCUGCGCAAUCGGGCGGCGGCAGCGGAGGCAGAAAAUACGACGAAACCAUCCCACGAAGGGAAGCAAGAGGACAAGCGUUGAGCGACCUUUAUCUAGGAGGCCAUGCAACCGUUGGCUUUAUUGUUUUCUUUAUUGCUUCAAGCAAGAAACGUAAUAAACGUUGAUUAGUUUUUACCGACGGAAACAAGAAAGUG
Anopheles coustani is the source of this 1364-nucleotide messenger RNA. RefSeq names its product lipoyl synthase, mitochondrial (gene Las). The transcript has 5 exons. NCBI's taxonomy places the organism in Eukaryota, Metazoa, Arthropoda, Insecta, Diptera, Culicidae. Gene Ontology annotation, cellular component: mitochondrion. Gene Ontology annotation, molecular function: lipoate synthase activity; 4 iron, 4 sulfur cluster binding. Gene Ontology annotation, biological process: lipoate biosynthetic process. The record is from RefSeq and is a predicted model, not a curated record. Bases 64 to 1251 code for a protein of 395 amino acids.